This is a messenger RNA of Sycon ciliatum, 5385 nucleotides long. RefSeq lists its product as uncharacterized. The transcript is spliced from 13 exons. Gene Ontology annotation, molecular function: calcium ion binding. Bases 798 to 4667 code for a protein of 1289 amino acids. NCBI's taxonomy places the organism in Eukaryota, Metazoa, Porifera, Calcarea, Leucosolenida, Sycettidae. The record is from RefSeq and is a predicted model, not a curated record.
GCCAAGACAUGGUAGGACUGGAGGCUGCUGCAGCCCUGACCCUCGCUUGCUGCAAACUGGUGUCUUGAGCGAGAUAAACACGGCAUACCCGACCGGUGAAUAUAAAGCCUUGCGCACUUGUGGGCAGUUGUGCCUCUCAUCUGGAGCUGUGAUUUCUUAUGCACUGUCACUGGUGCCAGCUAGCUGUGGGCUCGAAAAGGUUCUUUUUCUCAGUCUGGAACGUGCGCCUGCUGGCCGAAGGUAAAGGAUUACGCAGCGAAAACUUGACUUGCUGUUGACUUUUGGCGUGUGCUCGACAGUUUCGACUGUGAAGAGUUGAUCCAUUCUGAUGUCGGUGUUGAGUGUACUGGCUAAGGUAGUGACCUGAACUCUCGAGCAUUGUGGUCACACUCGUCAAGACUUGGCCCCGAGUAGCCAGAUCUCGCACCGGAGUCGCAUAUUAGUGCUCGCGCUCCCGUCCUGCCCCACUGUAGAGAGCUUCGAAUCUGCCAACAUACGACCAGACGCACCCUGCUGUGCUCGACUGCCUGUCAAACCUCAGCCAGGCAGAAGAAUUUCUCUGAGCUCGGCCACAACAGGCAUAUAUGCUCACUCACAAAAGCCAGCAGCACGAAUCAUUCGGUCACUCACUCACUUGCUGCGUUGAUCCCUCUCUUUGCCUUUGGCUGUUCGCUCCGCGCCGGGAAGCCUGAAGGUACGCAUUUCCGACUAUAAAACUCGCGCCGAACCCGGUUGAACUACACCGUUGAAGCGGUCAGAAACUAAGACUCUUGAGCGGAAUAAUAUUGGAACACGAAAUGGACGGAUUCAAGCUGUUGGCCGUUCUGCUGGCCAUUCAGCUUGGUGUACUCGCCACAAGCCAUGGGCAGGGCAUCGUGGUGUCGCCCCUGAUCGCCAUGCGCAAUGUAUCCGAAUACAUCAGCCUCAAGUGCACGGUCAGCGACCUGCCGGACGUCCAGGAGAUCUACUGGACCAAGCGCAGCGGCAGCCUGGACCCGGGCAGGAGCUUCACCUACUCUCACAAGCCGCUGCAGGUCAAGCACCUGCUGCUCUACAAGAUCAAGACGGUGGACAGUGGCGAGUACGUGUGCAAUGUGCGCACCGGCAACCAGAACAGCGGGUCGGUAGCGACGGCAACGAGUCUGCUGCGCGUCAUGGCACCCAAGCCAAAGGCCGUGUCACCGUGCCUGUCGCGCCCCUGCCAGAACGGCGGCCACUGCAUGGACAUCCAGGCGCCGCAGGUCUCCGACUAUGUGUGCCUGUGCCAGCUGGGCUACGGCGGGCGGCACUGCCAGGUGAUGCCCACCACCGCACCGCCGCCCACCACCGCCGCGCCGACCACUGCCGACCCGUGUGCAGCGUCGCCGUGCAACAACGGCGGAGAGUGCGGCGUGGCGUUCGACGGCUCCGUUACCUGCAGUUGCACUGGCAACUUUGUCGGCAGCACGUGCGAUGUGUAUGACAACUGCGCCAACAACCCCUGCCAGAACGGUGGUCUUUGCCACAACCUGUCCAACCGCUCGCAGAUCUGCGGCGUGAGGCAGUUCGAGUGCACAUGCCCCGUUGGCUUCACCGGGCAUGCGUGCGAGCAGAGGGACUUCUGCGGUUCGUCCCCGUGCUACAACGGCGCAACUUGUGUCAAUGUUGACGACGUGUCUUACGACUGUGUGUGCAUGGAUGGCUACGUUGGAGAGAGAUGUCAGACAAUGCCGUUCGAUGGCUGUGGUAAAUACGGCCAGCGAAUGGAGUUGCGCGAGCUGAAGGAUUUCUUCUACACGGAGACGACGCGCAGCUCCCCGCCGUCCGCCGACAUCGUGUUUGUGAUCGACGAGUCGCGCUCCAUGAUCACCGAGCACCAGUGGCUGCACGAGGUGAGCACGGCGCUGGACACGUCGCUGCAGGGGCACAAGAUCGGCGUCAAGGUGCCCAACCAGUUCGGCCUGGUCGGCUUUGCGCGCGACGACCCGAUGGACGUCACCGGCCGCAUCAUUCACAUGGACACCGGCUGCAAGUUUGGACAGGCCAGUCAUUUCAAGCAGGCCACCUCCAACCUGGCCAUCAACGGCCGACUUGAGGAUAUGUACUUGGGUAUCAUCCUGGCGCUGGAUCAGUAUGAUUUCCGGCCCGGCAUGGCAUGUCAGAUUAUCGGCGUCACCGACGAGGGACGCAACCCACUGAACCCGUCGGCGAACCACCGUGAUUCCGGCAACGUGCCCUACGAGUUUGAGUACAUGCUGCGGCGCUUGACGGAGAAAGGCUGCGUGCUCAACGUCGUCGUCAACCAGCAGAUGGACGUGGGCGGAAAGCGCGGUCUGGGCGUGGGUAGCAACGGUGUGGGUUAUGUGGACGUGGCCGGUGGUGCAUUUGACGUCAUUCCGGACAAGGGCCGUCCCAUUCCGGACACGGGCCACGGCUCCACUCACGAGUCCUACACGAAGCUGGCUCUUGCCACGCACGGCGGCGCCUGGGAUUUGAACAAGCUGCGCCUCGGCGGUGACACUGGCAUGGCGUUCACCAAGGCAUUCGUACACCUCAAGCAGCGCGAGAUUAGCAACCAGCUGUGCGAGCGCUGCACGUGCGACGCGGCGCCCGAAGCGUUCUGCAGACCCGGCUGCCUGGGAGAGCCUCCAGUGAGUGUCAGCGUCCAGUCUCUGUACUCACAUCUCAGCGAGGCCGCGGUCAAUGAAGGUGGCUCGGCGCUGUUUGAAUGCCAGUCCGGAGGCGACCCUGCCCCGACCUGCAGCUGGUCACGGGCUGACGGUACCGCCCUGCCCCCAUCGGCACGCUACCUCGGCGAGGACAAUUGCACUCUGAUGGUUCCCGACGUGUCGUCGAUCACCUGCGUACAAUGUUUGGCGAGUAACAUCGAAGGUGCCACGGAGUCCACCGUGCAGUGCCUGGAUUACGCCGCUAACUGUGAGCUGCGAGAUGGCCGCAAGAUCCUCCAUGGCAGCACUGCCCGCAGCUACUCUGAGACCAAGCUGGAAGACCUGCGCACGAUUUCGGUCAGCUCUGCCGUGGUGAUCCUGGUUGUGGACGAGUCUGGCAGCAUGAGUGGCGAGCACCAGUGGCUCAAGACGACCAUCACAGCCCUGGAGAAGAACCUAAUGGAGCGUGGUGUCGGAAGUCAGGGCCGUGCCAACCAGUACGCUCUGGUUGGAUUCGCCAGCCCGCGCGCCAACCGCCUCGGUCACAUCAUCAAUGCCGCGGAGGGCCGUCACUGCGGCACAGCCGACGAGAUAAGCCUUGCGCUGAAGCGACUGCGCCAGGAUGGCCGCAAGGAAGACGGCUACUCUGCCAUCGGCAUGGCGCUCGACUCCAUCAGCUGCGUGCAAAACCGUCAGGACGGAAACACAGCACUGCAGGUUAUUCUCGUAACAGACGAGGACCGCGAUGUCCUGAAGCCCGAGUGGACAAAGGAUACGAUCCGCACGGCCAUCAUGCGCCGAGGUGGCGUGCUGAACGCUGUUGUCAAGAAUCGCUUCCACGGCAAGGACGAUGACAUGCGUAAUGUGCGGGCCAUGGGCAUAGAUCGACGCCAGCGUGCCGUCAUUGUCAAUCGGCAAAAGAACGACUUCUAUUUCCUGCCGCACGGCAUGCCGACGACGGACAGCGGACACGGCACCACCGAGCGGGAUUACGUCGACCUGGCCACUCGCACCGGCGGUGGAGCGUGGGAUCUGGACAUGCUGAGAGACGACUCGUACCGCGAGGCCUUCACCAAGGGCUUCAUCGCCGCCAAGGUCGAGGAGAUCCAGGUGCAGCUUGUCAGUCGCUGUGAGGAAUGUGCGUGCAGGAACGGCACGACGACGUGUGACAUACUGCCCAACAUCAUCAACGAGCAAUCUUGUCUGAACCCAAUUGCCAACGCGGCGCUGUCUGUACGCAUCCUGGGCGAAUCGUCGGCCGUGGCGGGCGGCUUUGCCAAACUCCAGUGCCAGGUUGAGGCUCCGGCGGACGAGGGCAGGCCCGCCGUGAUGUGGGACCCCCAUCCGCUCAAUGCUCUCCAGUACAACGGCGGCCAGUCGAGCGAACAUGCUCUGGAGUUUGCAGUCGUCAGUGAGCAUGACGCCGGGAUGUACAAGUGCAUCGGACGCAACCAGUUUGGAGCGUCGGCAGCAAUAGCGGACUUCAAUGUUGCUCCUUCAGCAACCAAUCCUUACCAAGGUAUCCGAUUCGGUGGCUCGAGUGGCUCUCAGGCAUCGGUAUCCGUACACAGUGGAGUCAUUGAGACAUCCGGUAGAGCCACCAGCUGUCUGCAGACGGCGCACAUCAACACGCACGAGGAACGAGAGAGCACGAUCCGCAAGUUCAAGUUCGGAAGCGCUGCCAGUGCGGAAGAAGUGACGGUCCACUGCAUUGGACAAUCAUCGGAUGUGGAGAUUGGCUACAAAAUUCACAAUGACCCGUCCAUGCCCACACUGGUGUUCCCCGGUUUCAACGAAGAGCUACCGCAUCCAUUGACACGGGACGUUGAGAGCGUUGCGGCACUGAAGUUCACGCCCAAUGAUAUGCAAGACACGUCUGGUUUUCAAUUCGGCUGCCGCGCCAGAGGAUCAGGUCCUGUGACGUGUGCUCAUUCAGCAGACAAGUGCCUCCGACUUGCCGUCACCAGGAGGCACAUGCUCGUUUUCCCCAAGGAACGCAUAUGCCCCAACGGCCUGUGAGCGGCAGCGACGGAGUCAGCACGACGUCGUCAUGACGAGAAAACAUCCCGAGUCAUGCCGUCAAACUUGAGGAGAAGCUACGUACAGCAGCCACCGUUAGUAGUGUAAGCAUGCGCACACGGACAGAGCCAGACUUUCUUUCUUGUUGUUGUUUCUUCUUCUUCUUCUUCUUCUUCUUCUUCUUCUUCUUCGAGACGUCGAGACUGUUCCUAUUAUCAUCGUUGACACUUAUUUUUUUUGUAUUCUUCCAAAAUAGCUUAUGACAACUCUAGCUCAGCAAUCUAACACUUAAUCAGGAGUGCACCGGGGCGCAUGCCAAAAACUCGCCAAACGAGUCUGAAUCUCCCAGCCCCCCCCCCCCUGGCUAUCAUUGACCCUGUUGGUCCUAUGUUACUUCUGCAACUUGAAGACAGCUGUAUAUUAUUAUUAACUACACACUCAAUAUUUUUUUGUGCCUUUUUCUAUUCAUUUUCGUGCCGGGGCUAGCGUGCACGGGGCUCCUUUUGACAUGCCAAAGGACAUUUGAUGCGUCCCGAUCGUUAUUGUUCGUGGCACCUCUGUUUUCACAGUUGUGUCAUGCAUUUCCUUGGUGUAAUGAAGUGUACGGGGUAGUUCCAUUUACAAAAUAGAUCUCUAUAUCACCGGUUUUCACGAAUCUGUUUCACCGACAUGCCCAAGUUUAUCAGAGCAAUAUUACUAGUAGCUUUUGAUCAAUGUA